GUUAUCAACAGAAUCUUAGGUUAGGAUUUGGACAUUUUUUCGUUUCGUUUUUUGUCAAAAGAAUUGUUGAAACUUGAGCCACACUAUUUGUAAAACUGCUUGAAUUGCAGUUUUAAGUGUUUUAAGAUUGUUUCAGAGAUUAGUUGUUGUGUCAGUCGGUACUGUGGUGUGUUUGUUUUUAUCUGCUACAUAAGUACAUACCGGACUUGUAUGUGCCAUGGCGCCAAAAAAGCAAGCCAAACCAAACGCCUUUAUGGAGUUUGUUUAUGAAUUACAACAGCAAAGAAAUAUAAGAUCUACUGAGCAAGCAGUUAGUGUAGCUGGGCCUCUUUGGCAGAACAUGAACCAGCAACAACGGCAACGGUUCAAAGACCGGGCAUCCCAUCUCAAAAAUGCAGUGGCGCCGGGAAGGUACACUUCGGAAGGAAUAUUGGUCGAUGAUUUGGUCAGGGAGGAAAACCUGAAAAUUCAACAAGAACAACAGGAGAAAGAGGAAGUGAAGAAUCUAAUUUCCGCCUCUAACAGCAGAGAUUCGUUGGGAUCUGAAGUUUGGUUUAUGAUUCACUUCAACACGUUCUGUAGACAUGCUGCUACUAAUCGAUAUUAUCCUGCCGAAAUUGGCGUGGUUAAGUUCACUCUUUUGGAGGGAGUUAAACAAGAAAACGUAUUUCAUUAUCUGAUCAAAUCGGGAGAUCUCCCUCAAGGGUACAAGCAUGAAGCUUUGCUCCAUUCAAAGGAAACGCAUGAAUUGGAAAUACCUUUGUCUAGCAAUUCUCCAGACAAUCAAGAAGAAGUUUAUUUUAAGUUGCUAGAUUUUCUUGAGAAAAAUAAAGCGCCAGGAAAUCGGAGACUCCCUAUUAUGUUCGCGGACAAGAGGCACAUCGAGAUGGUGAAGAGUAUUUUAGAUGACUGGUCUGGUCAGUUUGAAGGCAAGACGAACUUGUUUAAAAUUUAUAAUCUACAGUCGAUGUUCCUAACCUUAAGAAACACCGUAGCUGGCGGACCCAUAUGGGAAACGAUUACAAUCAGUGACAGAGAAAUCGAAAAAGAUGUGUAUUGUCAUACACCUGGUCUUGCUUGUAAGUAUCAUAGUGUGUCAUCCAGGCCGCAUUUCUGUAGCCAGUCGAUAGUGAUACGAUAUGCUUACAUGCUGUGCGACAACUGUUGCUCUGAUUUGAAUAUAACACUAGAACAGGGUAGUCACGUUCCAUUGAAAUCCACCAUAUCGGACAAUGCUACUACUAUCAGAGAUUCGUCUAGUUAUUGCAGUAGCAUUAGAAGCUCACAAUUUGGAAGCAGUAGAAGCCGAAAGGGUUUUGAAAGCGACACCGAUUCGGUUGCUGACACUUGGGACAGUGAGUCUGUAGUUAGUGACACUUCUACUUUUACAAGUGGAAAUAAUGGAUCAAUGUUUGGAGGUAGCAGUCAAGGGCGAUCGAGAACUGACUCAAGUGUUUCCCAUUCCGCUUCCACACUGAAUAGCUAUGCAAGUGCUACGGUUAAAACUAAUUUACCUUCUGGAUUUGAAAGGAAACUGACUGAUUUGUCACUAAAUUCAGGAUCUAGAAGAGCGAAUAAUGAAAAUGUUCGUCCGGGAGCAUCAACAGGGGCUAUACCAAAGAAUUUCACUUCUGCAGACUCUGAUGAUUUCCCUCCUUUGGGCGGAGGCAAGGGCAAAGGAAGAGGUAGAGGUAGAGCUGUAUUGGCGGCACGGUUACAACGACCUGGUAUUUUAAGCGACCAUGACGAUUAACUUUAUUUGUUUACUGUUUAUUAUUUUUUUUAUUUCUUUACCUGUCAACAAACUAUUGAUACUUGUUAUUGUUUGACCAGAUACUUUAAAAGAUCGUAUUUAUCUCUAAAACACUAUAUAUCUCAUACAUAUUUUGUUUUAAUAUUAAGAAUAAACAAUAUAUUUUGUUAAAUAUAGUUUAAUAAAUUUGUAUUUUCG
Molecule: messenger RNA, 1951 nt
Organism: Sitophilus oryzae (rice weevil)
Lineage: Eukaryota; Metazoa; Arthropoda; Insecta; Coleoptera; Curculionidae
Gene: mael
Product: protein maelstrom 1
Exons: 12
Coding region: 218-1753 (511 amino acids)
Biological process (GO): regulation of miRNA-mediated gene silencing; piRNA processing; negative regulation of DNA-templated transcription
Cellular component (GO): P granule; nucleus
Molecular function (GO): sequence-specific DNA binding
Source: RefSeq, a predicted model, not a curated record